Messenger RNA from Phoenix dactylifera (date palm), 2839 nucleotides. RefSeq lists its product as uncharacterized. Gene Ontology annotation, biological process: sesquiterpene biosynthetic process. The record is from RefSeq and is a predicted model, not a curated record. Gene Ontology annotation, molecular function: cyclase activity. Lineage: Eukaryota; Viridiplantae; Streptophyta; Magnoliopsida; Arecales; Arecaceae.
GGGGGGAUGGAAAUAUCAUUGUUUUAUUUAUUUAUUUAUUUGUGUUGUGUUGUCCAUUCUUCCUUCUCUGGAAGUUCCGCCAACUGUUCAAAAUUCUCAGCCUUCGUGCUUUUGACGCGGAGCGGAAGGUUCCCUUCAAGAAAAUUAAGCAUGCGAAGCUUUUAACGCGCUCGCCUCGAGCACCUCUCUUCCCUAUUUCCCUUUCUGGCUCACCUUUACCCGCUUUUUAUCCUUUUAAGCUUCUCUGCACUUGAAGAGGAUGAAGAUGAGGAGGGGCUUCCAUCGUUUCUCGCCUCUCUCCAGAAUUUAGUGUUAUUCUCUCAUGAAAAUCAGGAUAAUAAAGGAUAAAUGAAAAUAUGAUAUGCUUCUUCUGUUUUUACACUGAGAUUGAAGAGCAGGUGCAGAUCUUAUAGUCAGAAGGGCUAGUUUUCGUCAAGCCACAGAAAAUCCCCAGAAAACAUUCACUAUAAAUCAGGCUUUCUGAUACUAAACAAGAGAAUGGUUUCAAGUGGUUAUGUGAAACACACAGAUGAAAUUCAGGAAGAAUUUGGGCCAGCAAAAACACCUAGUGGUUACGAGGCAAAGGAUCAUAUCUCUGUUCAUGUUAGUACAUCUCAAAGAGGACUUUUAGAUGACAAGAAACACAGGAAUAAAUUUCUGAGGGUGGCAGCAGCUUUUCCAGGUAAAUCCAUGUUUGUGAAAUUUGGAUCUUCCAGUAGGUUGUCUUCCCCUUCGUCCAAGUUCCGGCGGAUGGCAGAGGAAAGAGAUGAUAUCUCUCCUGUAAGUCAAAAUCGUUCUGGACGUUUCAGUGUGCCCUUUGCCAGGAAAAUCAACUGGGUUUCUCUAUGGAGAAUGUGUAAGGAAUGGAUAAGAGAUCCCUUGAACAUGGUGCUGUUUGUUUGGAUUGCCUGUGUUGCCAUCUCAGGUGCUAUCCUGUUCCUUGUCAUGACUGGAAUGUUGAAUGGUGUGUUACCAAGAAAAUCCCAACGAGACACCUGGUUUGAAGUCAACAAUCAAAUCCUCAAUGCACUAUUUACCCUUAUGUGCCUCUAUCAACAUCCCAAACGAUUUCACCAUCUUGUGCUUUUGUGCCGAUGGAGACCAGAAGAUGCUCUAAAGCUCCGAAAAAUAUACUGCAAAAAUGGAACAAACAAGCCUAAUGACUGGAAGCAUAUGAUGAUCGUAGUGAUUCUUCUUCAUAUCAAUUGUUUCGCUCAGUAUGCCUUGUGUGGUCUUAACUUAGGAUACCCAAGAUCCAAAAGACCUGCUAUUGGAGUUGGCCUGUGCAUAUCUGUUGCAAUUGGUGCACCAGCAAUUGCCAGUGUGUACAACAUUCUUAGCCCCCUCGGGAAGGAAUAUGAGACUGAAAUAGAUCAGGAAGCAAAGGGUCAGACUAGCUCUGCCGUUGAUAGCAGACCUGCUCAUCUCCGGCUGAAAUCUUUAGAAAAGAGAUACUCUUUUAUUGUAGGUGAUGAAAGCAGGGUUGCAGAAAGUAGCCCACAAUGGGUGGGGGGACUGUUUGAUUUCUGGGAUGAUAUUUCUCUGGCGUAUCUCUCAGUGUUCUGCAGCUGCUGUAUUUUUGGAUGGAAUAUGGAUAGGCUUGGGUUUGGUAACAUGUAUGUUCAUAUAGCAACUUUCCUUCUGUUUUGUCUGGCUCCCUUUUUUAUCUUCAACUUGGCAGCUGUCAAUAUCGACAAUGAGGUUAUUCGAGAAACAUUGGGAAUCACAGGCUUUUUGCUCUGCAUCUUUGGUUUGUUGUAUGGUGGUUUUUGGAGGAUUCAGAUGAGGAAGAAAUUUAACCUUCCUGGAAAUACCUUCUGUUGUGGUAAACCAGCAAUUGCAGAUUGUUUUCAAUGGCUUUGCUGUUGUUCGUGUUCUCUUGCUCAGGAGGUGAGGACAGCAGACUACUACGAUGUUGUGGAAGAUAAAUUAUACUUGAAGGAAAUGAACAAUAGCACUCCACCAAUGCUGUUCCCUCUGCCUCGUGAAGCUGGGUCUACUUCCUUCAGAUCAAGCCCUAGCUCUUCACAGGGCGAUUCCAACCAAUCCCUCCUCAGGAUGGCCAAUUUAACAAGUCCUAUCAGAUCUUCAGGUGGUUUAGCUCCGGAACGGCAUUUGCCCAUCGUCAAGGACUCCUCAGUACAAGGUAAAGAUGAAACAAUGAAGCCACCUGUCCUAUCUGUGAUACAAAGAUAAGAUAAUAUGUUGUCAUGGUGUAUGGAGCGUGAUAUCCUAGCCAACAUAUCCAUUUUUGAUGCUUCCGUUGUUGUAUAGAAUAUCUUCACAGAAAUUGUUGUUGAUAUAGCGAUCAUUUUUUUCUACACCUGUCCUUGGUGUAGAGAUGAGUGAUAUCCAAUUUGUGCAUGCAAUUAUCAUCCAUAAUUACCUUCCUUUCAUGUGCACAGACCCAAUCUUUUGAGGAUCUCAUCUGUUCCAUUUCCACCAUCAAUGAAGUCUCUGGUGCCUAGCUCAUGAGAAGUAUAUUAUGCUGAAAUGAAUGCCAAAAUUUUUCAGACCCUUAAUCACCUGCAAAUGAGGUUUAAAAUGCUGAAUCAGUCAUGCAAACGAUGCUUAUGAGAUGAUCUUCACUUCAUGAUAGAAGAUCUCUCAUUUCUGCAGGAGCUGCUACAUUAAGGUGUCUUGUUGUGGAUGAAAUGAACCAGCUUUGCUGGUACUCAUGUAAUCUUUCUUAUCUUGUUUGUAUUAUAAUGACUAUAAUCAGUGUCAUUUCUGGAGCCGGGAGUUUUAAGCCAACUGAUUAUCUGGGGUAAUAAUUGUGAGCACUGUGGCUUCAAAUUCUUCCAAGUAUUUCCAGAAAUAUUAUCCAAAUAGUGUUGCA